Solanum pennellii is the source of this 975-nucleotide messenger RNA. Its product is annotated as homeobox-leucine zipper protein HAT7-like. The coding region runs from base 29 to 844 and encodes 271 amino acids. Gene Ontology annotation, biological process: positive regulation of DNA-templated transcription. Gene Ontology annotation, molecular function: DNA-binding transcription factor activity, RNA polymerase II-specific; sequence-specific DNA binding. Gene Ontology annotation, cellular component: nucleus. Lineage: Eukaryota; Viridiplantae; Streptophyta; Magnoliopsida; Solanales; Solanaceae. The record is from RefSeq and is a predicted model, not a curated record. The transcript is spliced from 3 exons.
AUAAGAUUAUCCUUGUAGAUAUUAUAACAUGCUUUUUAGUAGUAGUACAGGUACUAUGGGUUUUGUUCCUGGAGCACCUGAAGACAAUGAACUCCCUCCUUCCUUCCCUAGUGUUUAUCCUCAUCAAGAAUUUCAAGGAAUUUCAUCGGUGUUAAUGAGGAGAGCCAUGUCAUUCGACCAUCAAGAUUCGCGAGCAGACGAUAUUGACAUGUCGGAUGAUGAUGGCUCUUCACAAUUGCUUGGUGAGAAGAAGAGGAGAUUGAAUAUGGAACAAGUGAAAGCACUUGAAAGAAGUUUUGAAAUUGGUAACAAACUUGAACCUGAGAGGAAAAUGCAAUUGGCUAGAGCUUUAGGGUUGAAGCCAAGGCAAAUUGCAAUUUGGUUUCAAAACAGAAGGGCAAGAUGUAAGACUAAGCAAUUGGAGAAAGAUUAUGAAAUAUUGAAGAGACAGUGUGAUAAACUCAAGUCUGAUAAUGAUGCACUCAAGACUCAAAACAAGAAUCUUCACUCUGAGUUGCAGUUACUGAGUCUGAGGAACAGAGAAUCAACAGGAGGAGGUACACCAAUUUUGUUUAAUCUAAACAAAGAAAAUGAAGGAUCAAAUUGGAACAACGGAAGUGGUGAUGAGAAUAGUACGAUAAUAGAUGUAAAUCUUGGAAGAACAUCAUCAACAAACAGUCCACAUAACAACAACAACGAUCAUGUUUUUCAAACACCUAAUUUUAAAAUAGAAGAACAAACUCAAUCUCAUGAUGUCCCUGAAGAAGGAUUUUGCAACAUCUUCACUAAUGUUGAAGAUCAAACAAACUAUUGGCCAUUGCCAGUGCAGCAACAUUUUUACUGAAACUUUUUAUUCAAAUUUUAAACUUUGGUUUUUGUUCUUGUUUGUUGAACAUCUUAUGGCAAUUGUUUAUUAAUUGAUUGUGUGUAUAGUGAAAUGCACAUAUGUUAUCGUACCUUAGUAUUUUAAAUUUU